CCCCGCGUUCGGCCGGCUCCGCGCCCCACGCGCCCACUCCCCACCGCCCCGCGCUCAGGAGCGCGGCGCCUCCGUCCCCACCGUCGCUUAGGGUGGCCCGUGCUGAUGAUGGGGCCUCUGGUCCUCCGGGGCGGCUGAGUUGCAAAUGUCUGCGUGUCCCCUGUGUGCCAGUCAGCGGGACCUGGCAGCGAGCAGGACCGACAAGCCCCGGAGCAGAGAAGAAGUGGACUUGCAGACUGGGUGAGAGGUUCCGUAGGGCUUUGCGUGCAGGGCGGGGCAUGGAGUCCCUCUUCCCUGCCCCGUUCUGGGAAGUCUUCUACGGCGGCCACCUGCAGGGCAACCUGUCCCUCCUGAGCCCCAACCACAGCCUGCUGCCCCCGCACCUGCUGCUCAAUGCCAGCCACGGCGCCUUCCUGCCCCUCGGGCUCAAGGUCACCAUCGUGGGGCUCUACCUGGCUGUGUGCAUCGGGGGGCUGCUGGGGAACUGUCUCGUCAUGUAUGUCAUCCUCAGACACACCAAGAUGAAGACAGCUACCAACAUUUACAUCUUUAACUUGGCCCUGGCAGACACGUUGGUGCUGCUGACACUGCCCUUCCAGGGCACAGAUGUCCUCCUGGGCUUCUGGCCAUUUGGGAACGCCCUGUGCAAGACAGUCAUCGCCAUUGACUAUUACAACAUGUUCACCAGCACCUUCACGCUGACUGCCAUGAGUGUGGACCGCUACGUAGCCAUCUGCCACCCCAUCCGUGCCCUUGACGUCCGGACAUCCAGCAAGGCCCAGGCUGUCAAUGUGGCCAUCUGGGCCCUGGCCUCUGUUGUGGGCGUUCCUGUUGCCAUCAUGGGCUCGGCACAGGUUGAGGAUGAAGAGAUCGAGUGUCUGGUGGAGAUCCCCACCCCCCAGGACUACUGGGGCCCCGUGUUUGCCGUCUGCAUCUUCCUCUUCUCCUUCAUCAUCCCUGUGCUCAUCAUCUCCGUCUGCUACAGCCUGAUGAUCCGGCGGCUGCGAGGCGUCCGCCUGCUCUCAGGCUCCCGCGAGAAGGACCGGAACCUGCGGCGCAUCACGCGGCUGGUGCUGGUGGUGGUGGCUGUGUUCGUGGGCUGCUGGACGCCCGUCCAGGUCUUCGUGCUGGUCCAAGGGCUGGGCGUCCAGCCAGGCAGUGAGACUGUGGUGGCCGUCCUCCGUUUCUGCACGGCCCUCGGCUAUGUGAACAGCUGCCUCAACCCCAUCCUCUAUGCUUUCCUGGACGAGAACUUCAAGGCCUGCUUCCGCAAGUUCUGCUGCGCGUCCACCCUGCGCCGGGAGACGCAGGUGUCAGACCGCGUGCGCAGCGUUGCCAAGGAUGUGGCUCUUGCUCGCAAGACCUCUGAGAUGGUGCCACGGCCGGCAUGACUAGGCGUGGACCUGCCCAUGGUGCCUGUCAGCCCACAGAGCCCAUCCACACCCAACACGGAGCUCACCCAGGUCACCGCUCUCUAGGCUGACGUGCAACUGCGCAUCACCAGCCUCCACGGGCCCUGUGGCCUUGGAGGAUCUGGUGACAUCAUGGGACAGGUCAGAGCAUUAGGGAGGCCCUAGUCGUACUAAAGCUGCCCUCCUAGUGGAGGGCGGGGAGGGGGUGCAAGGACUCGCUGGUGAGCAUGCCCGGCCAGAGCCACCCCGGCACUGCCAAGCUUCAUGGACUGUUCUGGCCUCGCCCCUGCUGCAUCCCGCUCCGGGUAGGCACACAGCCGGAAGCGUGACAGUGGUUGUACAGUCCUACGUGCCCCUCGUGCUGUGUGCUGUCUGCAUGGAGCCUUGCAGUAUCUCCUCUGGGCUGCUGGAUGGGCCUGGCGCUGCCUGGAGAGUCCAGUGGGCAUCCCUGGGCAGUGAGACUCGCCCUGAGAGUGAAACUCUUAGGAGGCUUCUCAGCAAGGCUGUUCCCUCCAGGACACAUGAACUGCUGCGCCGCAGACAUGGCCGUUCAGGUUUGCGAGGUGGCCAGGACCGCCGCAGGCCACCCUGUCGUUUGUGAAGCAGCCCCAUGUGCCUGGUCUCAGCUGUGGGGUGGGGAAGGCUCUGCAGUGCUCUGUCUGGGUUGCCUGGGCCCCCCUCGGGCUGUCCCUCAAAGCCCUCCUUUCAGACUCCAUCAGAGGUCAGCGGCUGUGCAGCUGUCAGGACCCUGUGUCCUGCUUGGGUCCUGGUGGCCUUGGAAGGAUGCCAGCUGGGACAGGUCCUGCCCUGCACCCCCAGUGACUGAGGCCCUCCUUCCUUUACAAGCCUCCAGAGUUAUCUGUGGGGGAAGCCUGAGCUUCCCAGUCAGAGGCGGCUUCGUAUGCAGAGUUGGAAGGAGAGCUGGGGCUGGCAGACCUGCUUGAGGGAGGCUGCAAGGACCAUCUGAGCCGUGGGGACCCUGCCCGCUGUGACCACCCAGAGGAGUACCCUCCCAGUCUGCAGAUGGAGGCUGCAGCUCGGUGACUUGGCAAGCGUUCGCCCUGCAGACAAGCUGCUGAAACACCUGCAGUGGGAGAGCUGCCUCUACCUGCUAGCUGAGCUGCAGACCUGGCCAGGUGAGCUGAGGCACCUGGAAAGAGGAGGAGGUGCUGACUCUGGACUGGCCUCUCCUGCUCUGGGGGCCCCGGCCCUGUGGGGUCGUUCUCGGGGAGGACGGGGCUCUGUCCGUGCUGCCAGCAGCGGGAGGCUCUGAGGACCAGAGCCACUAUGGCUGCAGCAUUUUUGUGCCAAGGCUGAAAGACACGCAUUUGCGCUGGUAUAAUGUGUCUCCAUGGAUCUAUGCACGUGGACAGUGUGGUUUCCCCUGCACGUAACCAGCCCUGAACUGUCUCCAGGGGCCGUGACGGAGGGUCAGAAUAACCCCCUGCACACUGGUCAGGGCGCUCUGCUUGCAACAGGUGUUUCUGACUCUUUGGGGGGGCCAUUGGGGUACACGCUCUGGGAUUAGCACGUGGGGUGUAAGUCGAUUCGUCCUCCAACCUGCUCUGUGCUCUUCAUGUGGCUCUGUGCUUGGCCGACUGUCCCACUUUGGGAAGGGGUCGACUAGUUCAUGACGUCUUGGGGGCCUGUCUUCUUUGCUUCAGCACAAAGUUUCUCCCCAAACAACCAAGCACUGCACUCCCCACCCCUGUAGCCGGAAGUUCCUGCGGGUCCAGUGGGUGGGCGCUUCCCCACAGUGGGCUCUGGGUUCUCUUCACUCCCACCUCCCCCCACUCUAGCUCCUUCCUCGUUCCUUGGGCGGAUCCAAGUGAGUUGGAUGACAGAUGGACAGAGCCGCUUCCUCUGGCAGCCCCGAGAUCCUGAGAUCCUCCUGGCUCCUGCGUGGGCCCGGUUCUACCCAGGCUGACUGUCGGGCAGACAACCCUGUCAGAGAGAGGGGCUUCGCAGCGGCAUCCAGGGCCAGCUCGGUCGCAGUGCUUGGGCACAGGCUGAGGGGCCAAUGUCCGGGUUUAUAUAAGUUUUAAUGACAAGCAAAUUGCUGUUAACACAAAAAUUCAGCAUCAAGGGAAAGCUUAGGGUGCCCCCUGUGACGGCCAAGAGGAAGGGCCCCUUGCCCUUUGCUGCCAGGUCUGCCAAGGUGGCCAAAUGAAGCCUUCUUCCUCCCCAUCCUCUCUGCAGACACACCAAGAUGAAGACAGCUACCAACAUUUACAUCUUUAACUUGGCCCUGGCAGACACGUUGGUGCUGCUGACACUGCCCUUCCAGGGCACAGAUGUCCUCCUGGGCUUCUGGCCAUUUGGGAACGACCUGUGCAAGACAGUCAGUGGCAGUUAGCAUGGGGGGCGCUCAGGAGGCAGCGAGGUCCUGGCGGAGGAGGCGGCUCAGGGUGUGCUCCGGGCUGCCAACCAGGCCGACCCCACAGCGAGCGUCUGCGCUCGUCCCCGUUCAGGCAGGGCUGAGGGGCCGGCCAGCAGCCCGCGGGACCUCGGAAGCGGGACCAAGGCUGGCUCGUCCCCCCCACCUGCACCCAAUCUCUCCUCUGUUCCCACCUCCGACC
Mesoplodon densirostris (Blainville's beaked whale) is the source of this 3991-nucleotide messenger RNA. It is a transcript of the gene OPRL1, whose product is annotated as opioid related nociceptin receptor 1. The transcript is spliced from 5 exons. Bases 279 to 1391 code for a protein of 370 amino acids. Gene Ontology annotation, cellular component: neuron projection; membrane. NCBI's taxonomy places the organism in Eukaryota, Metazoa, Chordata, Mammalia, Artiodactyla, Ziphiidae. Gene Ontology annotation, biological process: neuropeptide signaling pathway; sensory perception of pain. The record is from RefSeq and is a predicted model, not a curated record. Gene Ontology annotation, molecular function: neuropeptide binding; nociceptin receptor activity.